AGCCGUGAAUACCUUCAAUCGCUUGUUCAUCUGAAGCAGGAAGAUUCAAAGGUGAAACCCCGCAUCGGAGGAAAACCCUAGACGGUACCGAUCGCGAAGAAGUUGAGGUGCGGCUCCGGUAGCUUAGAUUGUUUGCGAAUGCUUAACUCUAGCUUCUUGAGAGAUCGUACGUGAAGAUGGCUACACCUUUGCUAGCAGGACUUGCAGUCGCUGCAGCUGCACUUGCUGGUAGGUACAGUAUCCAGGCUUGGCAUGCAUACAAGGCACGCCCGGUUGUUCCUCGGAUGCGCAAGUUUUAUGAAGGUGGGUUCCAGGGUAUUAUGACCAGGAGGGAAGCUUCUCUUAUUCUGGGGGUUAGAGAAAGUGCUCCACCAGACAAAGUUAAAGAAGCACACAGGAAAGUGAUGGUUGCCAACCAUCCAGAUGCAGGAGGAAGCCAUUAUCUUGCUUCAAAGAUUAAUGAAGCAAAAGAUGUGCUACUCGGGAAGACCAAGGGUGGUGGAUCUGCAUUUUGAUUACCUGCUGAAGGGUGGUGGAAGACCUAGGGUGAGGAAGCCUUCAUUUAUGGAACUUAUCAAUGACAUGGCAAUUAUCAUGACAAGUCGUGUCUAAUUUUUUGGAUAAUGAUAUCAAUAGCCCCCCUAACAUAUGACUAUUCACAUUAAUAUAUCUUUAAAAUUUUUGUUAAAUUUUGGUUGUAAGUGGCGUGAUGUCUAAGGAAUUCUUUUGCACAUUCUGCAACAUAAAUAUACAUGCCUUGGCAUGGCGUACGAGUGUUAGUAGCUUA
This is a messenger RNA of Musa acuminata AAA Group (dessert banana), 787 nucleotides long. Its product is annotated as mitochondrial import inner membrane translocase subunit TIM14-3. The transcript has 3 exons. The record is from RefSeq and is a predicted model, not a curated record. NCBI's taxonomy places the organism in Eukaryota, Viridiplantae, Streptophyta, Magnoliopsida, Zingiberales, Musaceae. Gene Ontology annotation, molecular function: ATPase activator activity. Gene Ontology annotation, biological process: protein import into mitochondrial matrix. The coding region runs from base 177 to 515 and encodes 112 amino acids. Gene Ontology annotation, cellular component: PAM complex, Tim23 associated import motor.